Adineta steineri is the source of this 633-nucleotide messenger RNA. The record is from the annotation of a GenBank genome assembly. NCBI's taxonomy places the organism in Eukaryota, Metazoa, Rotifera, Eurotatoria, Adinetida, Adinetidae.
AUGAGUGAUCAAUCAGAUAUCGUAGAAUUACCCGCUAUACCAGCUGAUGCACCUGAAUGGGUACGUGCUUUACCAUCGAACGGUCGUUUUGUUGAUCGUAGUAAACUUUAUGAUAUAACUGGUCAUCUUUUAUUCGAUUCAUUACUUAAUUCAAAUGGUAUUCGACAUUUUUUCUAUUUUAUGAAUAAUGAACAACAAGCUCAACGUGCACAACGAGCAUUUAAUGGUGUUUUAACUAGUCCACUAUCACCUACUCAUGAUGAUACAAUAAAUAAUGAUGAUUUAGAAGUUCGAGUUGCUUUUCAUCUUGGUGAAGGUAUUUGUGGACAUAAAGGCAUUGUACAUGGAGGACUUACAGCUACAAUGCUUGAUGAAGUUAGUGGUGCUGCAGCAUUUUCCUGUGUUGGUCCUUGUUUUACAGCAAAUCUUAAUGUUGAUUAUGUCAAACCAUUGAUAAUACCAGCAUGGGUUUUAGUUCGUGCUCAUGUUGAACGUCAUGAAGGUCGUAAAGUAAUUAUACAUGGUACUGUUGAGAAUGGUGAAGGUGUUGUUUAUGCUAAAGCAACAGCUUUAUUUAUUAAACCAAAAUUAACUGUUAAAGAGCAUGCAGGACAAACUGAAGAAAAACAAUAA